This is a messenger RNA of Arachis duranensis, 896 nucleotides long. Its product is annotated as transcription factor MYB14-like. The record is from RefSeq and is a predicted model, not a curated record. The transcript is spliced from 3 exons. Lineage: Eukaryota; Viridiplantae; Streptophyta; Magnoliopsida; Fabales; Fabaceae. Bases 66 to 866 code for a protein of 266 amino acids.
UUGGAGGGUACUCUUAUCUUUGUUGCUCUGAUUUGAUUUCUGCAAUUCACUUUUUGGAUUGAGAAAUGGUGAGAGCUCCAUACUUUGAUGCGAAUGGAAUAAAGAAAGGUGCCUGGAGUGAAGAAGAGGAUAAGAAACUUACUGCUUAUGUUGAGAGAUAUGGUCACCCUAAUUGGCGUCAACUCCCAAGGCUUGCAGGUUUGUUGAGAUGUGGAAAGAGCUGCAGACUUCGUUGGAUGAAUUACUUGCGGCCAAAUCUAAAGAGAGGGAACUACACCCAAAAGGAAGAGCAGCUUAUCAUGGAUUUGCAUAAACAACAUGGAAACAAAUGGUCACUGAUUGCUGAAAAUCUACCUGGAAGAACAGACAACGAGAUCAAGAACUAUUGGCAUAGCCACCUGAAGAAGUUCCAAAACUGCAAUGUGAACAACACAGCAAGUGAUGAUGAUGAUGAUGAUUUGAACAAGUCCAAGUCCAAGUCCAAGUCUUCUUCUCAGAAUACCAAAGAACAUGAAAGACCAAAAAGUGAAGUCCUUACUAUUACUACUGUUGAUGAUAACGAUGAUGAUUCACACCAUAUCUUGGAAAGUUCGUUAUCCAAUGUGACAACUGAGUCUUCCUAUUCGUACACUGAAGAAGAAGAAGACAACAACAACAACAACAACAAUAAUGCAUGGCUCUGCUUUUCCUCUGGUCAUGAAGAAGAGUCAAAUAGGGAAGAAGAUAGGUUUGCUUCGUGGGGUGCAACAACUUUGUUUGAUGAGUUUGGUUCCAGUUUUUGGACCGAACCAUUUAUUUCAGAUGAUGCUUUUAGUCAAGAUUACAAUUACAUUUUGUAUGAUAGAGAAGAUCCUUUUUUCAUUUGAUAAAAAUAUACCCCUUUUGUUUGUUUUAAA